This is a messenger RNA of Dothidotthia symphoricarpi CBS 119687, 1244 nucleotides long. RefSeq names its product S-adenosyl-L-methionine-dependent methyltransferase. The coding region runs from base 42 to 905 and encodes 287 amino acids. Lineage: Eukaryota; Fungi; Ascomycota; Dothideomycetes; Pleosporales; Dothidotthiaceae. Gene Ontology annotation, molecular function: trans-aconitate 2-methyltransferase activity. The transcript has a single exon. The record is from RefSeq and is a predicted model, not a curated record.
CACACUCCCCACCCCGCCGCCCCUUCACCACUUCACCCACCAUGACGUCCCCCGCCCAAAAAAAAGACUGGUCCGCAGCCCAAUACCUAAAAUUCGGCAACGAACGCACCCGCCCCGUACACGACCUGCUCCGGCGCGUAACCCCCCACCUAUCCACGCCCACACCACGCAUCUACGACCUCGGCUGCGGCCCAGGAAACAGCACACAAGUCCUGCUCGACGCGUUCCCCGGGGCGCGCGCGACAGGCAUCGACAGCUCAGCGGACAUGCUGCGGCAGGCACGCGAGGACGCUCGUCUGACGGCCGCGGGCGCCGAGUUCGAAGCCGGGGAUGUGGGGACGUGGCGCGCGCCUGCGGGGCAGAAGGUCGAUCUGUUGUUUAGCAACGCGGUGUUUCACUGGUUGCGGAGCGGGGCGCGGAUCCCUGCGCUGGCGAAGCUGUUCAAGGAGCUGCAGAGUGGUGCUGUCCUGGCGAUUCAGGUCCCGGAUAAUUACGAUGCGCCGUCGCAUACGCUGAUGCGCACUACUGCCCUGCUGCCCGGGAAGCCGUGGUCGAGUCACUUCGUGGAUGCGCAGGUGGGCAAUUUGGAGGACCAGGCGCGUCCGGAUCUCGAUCCUAUUGAGCGGCCAGAGGCAUUUUAUGAUGCGCUGGCUCCGCUUGCGGCGAGUGUUGAUAUCUGGCGUACGGAGUAUUAUCAUGUUUUGAGCGAUGCGGGCGCGAUUGUCGAGUGGGUUAAGGGGACGGGGUUGCAGCCGUAUUUGCAGCGCAUGGGGGAUGAUGAGGGGGCUAAGACGGCGUUUUUGAGCGAGUAUGAGGAGAGGUUGAAGGGGGAGUAUAAGGAGUUGGUGGAUGGGAAGGUUCUGUUGGGGUAUCCGAGGCUGUUUUUGGUCGCGGUGAGGAAGUAGAUCAUCGGGGUGUAGGGGUGCGGUGGUUUGCCGUACUGGGGCUUCGUCUGUAGAUGUGUUGUGUGCAGCGCUUGGUUGCUCCGCACGGCUUCUGUGAGGUAAAGCUUCUAGGGGUUGGCGGGUCCUCCGUGGUUGAAAAGAGCGCGAGGGACACGUGAGUCUCGUAGGGCCACUGUUGUGAAGCUUGAAAAGCCAUGCGGUAUGAAGCCAUGCGUGGGGACGAGGUAAGAAGAAGUGUAACGACCAAGUGAACGAGGUGUAUGUAAUAAGUAGUAAAUACGGUAAAGUAUACAGCCAAGUAAACGCAGUACCGCAAAACGGACAUAGCAGGCCCUGCCA